AUGCAGAGAAGCACUCGAGCAGCCGUGGUUACAGGCAGCUCCCGGUACGGCGGCCUCCUCCCUCAGCGCCGUCUCUUUGAGAGCGAACGCCGAAUGAACGCGGUGGAAGUGCGCCGUGUUUGGGAGCGUUUCCAUAGCAACGGCGACUGUCGGAGUGAAGCUGGAUCGCUGCUGCAGAGUUCUGUUCUCCGUGCACCUUCAUGA
Molecule: messenger RNA, 204 nt
Organism: Knipowitschia caucasica
Lineage: Eukaryota; Metazoa; Chordata; Actinopteri; Gobiiformes; Gobiidae
Source: the annotation of a GenBank genome assembly